Ricinus communis (castor bean) is the source of this 3849-nucleotide messenger RNA. Its product is annotated as serine/threonine-protein kinase EDR1. Gene Ontology annotation, biological process: protein phosphorylation. The record is from RefSeq and is a predicted model, not a curated record. Lineage: Eukaryota; Viridiplantae; Streptophyta; Magnoliopsida; Malpighiales; Euphorbiaceae. The coding region runs from base 319 to 3225 and encodes 968 amino acids. Gene Ontology annotation, molecular function: ATP binding; protein kinase activity. The transcript has 13 exons.
GCAGCAGUGUUGGAGGGAAUGGGGUGAGCGGUUAAUUUUAAUUAAGUGGUGGUGUGUUGUUUUGUUAGUACUGGUAGCUUGACGAGGAAGUGUGCGCGAUCAAGUGCGUAGGUUAAGCGAAUCUUCUCUUCUCUAUUUACAAAAAGAUGGAUAAAAAUAAAUCAAUAAAAAAAGGCGCACGUUAAGCCAGUAGUAGAUGUAAAUACAAAGAAAAAACAAAAACAGACCUUUAAAAAAAUUAAAAAAAAAAAAAAAGAAGAAGAAGAAGAAGAAGAAGAAGAAGAAGAAGGAAAUUUGUUUUGGAAUCGUUAAUGAUCGAUGUCGAAGAUGAAACAUCUACUAAGAAAAUUACAUAUCGGCGGCGGAAUCAAUGACCACCAGCGAUUAGCGGAGACGACGGCGGCGACUACUGCUACUCGACCGGUUGUUAACCCUAGCGCCGCGGCAUCUUCUUCAAUUGCGGCGGUUGAAUCAUCAUCAUCAUCAUCAUCGCCGCCGCUAGCCGUGGUGGAUGGGAGUAGUAUUAGCAGUAGCGGUGGUGGUGCUGCGGAUUUUAGUUUAUUAGAAGAGGAGUUUCAGGUACAAUUAGCUUUGGCAAUUAGUGUUUCGGAUCCGGAUAUGCGUACGGAUCCUGAAUCUGCUCAGAUCGACGCAGCUAAGAGGAUUAGCCUUGGUUGCCCUGUGUCUUCAGUUUCUGUUAGCGAUGCUGUUAAUCAGUCUCUCUCGCUGCGUUAUUGGAGCUAUAAUGUUGUAAAUUAUAAUGACAAGGUGAUGGAUGGCUUUUAUGAUGUGUAUUGCAUUUCCUCAAAUUCUGUCAUCCAAGGGAAGAUGCCAUUAUUAGUGGAUCUACAAGCAAUAUCCAUUUUGGAUAAUGUUGAUUAUGAAGUGGUAUUGGUAAACCGCUUUAUGGAUCCCGAAUUGCGAGAGCUUGAGAGAAAAGCUUAUAUCAUGUCCCUGGAGCAACGAGUCUCUGACGGCUUGCCUUUAAAUGGAUUAAUUCAGAAACUGGCUGAUCUUGUUGUUGAUAGAAUGGGCGGUCCAGUUGGUGAUGCUGAUGAGAUAUCGACAAGGUGGACCAAGAGAAGUUAUGAGUUACGGAAUGCUCUGAAUUCCAUUGUUAUUCCCCUUGGACGUCUUGAUGUAGGACUUUCACGCCAUAGGGCUUUGCUUUUUAAGGUGCUAGCUGAUAGAAUUAAUCUUCCAUGCAUGCUGGUUAAGGGGAGUUACUACACUGGUACUGAUGAUGGAGCUGUAAAUCUGAUUAGGAUUGAUAAUGAAAGUGAGUAUAUCAUUGAUCUGAUGGGUGCUCCUGGAACACUGAUUCCCGCUGAGUUACCCAGCAGCCAUCUCUUAAACACUGGAUUUGAUGCGAGGGGCUUUGCUGAUCUUACUGAAACAGCCAAACGUUCUUCUUUGUUACUUGGUGAAGAAUCUAGGGAUAUAGCAGUUUCACCUCAUCUGAAUAGAGUUUACCAUCUCGGAGCCUCAAGGACUGAAGAGGAUUUGUUUCUAGGCAUUAAAACAAAUGAAGCUCACACAAGCCUAGUUGAGAAAAACCAAAUUGAGACAUUUGAACAGGAGUUUGCUAAGUUUUUCCCAUCAUCUCACAAACCACAUCAUAACUCAUUAGGUACUGGAAGGCCAUCAUUGGCAGAAAACAUUAAAGUAAAAAAUGUCUCUAAGUAUGUUAUCUCUGCUGCAAAAGAUCCUGAAUUUGCGCAGAAAUUACAUGCUGUUCUGUUAGAGAGUGGUGCAUCACCACCUCCAGAUUUAUUUUCAGAUACAAACCAGCAGGUCAUGGGUGAAGGGAAGGCUCUUGAACAAAUUUAUCUGAAAAAUGGCGUAAAUCCAGGUGAUGGACGUUAUUGUCAUUUGGGUAAGUCAUUGGCAAGGCAUAUGCAGUCCCAUGAAUCCUUGACUACUGAGGAUGCACUUAACAAUGGUAGAUGUAAUGCUGAGCAAGGAUGGACUGCUGACAGGACAGCUAAACAACAGAGAGAAAUGGAAGUGGAGUUCCUGAAAUCUAAAGCGUUUUUGUCCUCUGAUGCGUCAAGUGACGGACCUUUACUUGUUGAGAAUAGAAUCAAACAAGAAUUGCAGAUAGGUGCUAUAGGUGCAGAUACUAUUCAUAAUGAUCCACUAGUAAUGGUUGGAAGGCCGAUGCAUGGGAAUCAAAUUCAUGAACCUUCUUUACCAUCAGCAGUUGACUCUUGUCAGUUGCAAUCUGAAGAUGCCUUGGACUGUGAUGAUGAUAACCGAUGCUUCCAAGAGAAGCUGGGGAGAAACUUUAACAUGGAAACAGGCAAAGAAUCUGCUAUGAAGUUGAUCGGAACGUCCAACAGUGCUCUGCAUAUUUCUUGCAAUGGUUACAGUGAGAAAAUUCACCCAAUGCUGGGGGAGGUUGCUGAAUGGGAAAUCCCAUGGGAGGAUUUGCAGAUUGGUGAACGUAUUGGUAUAGGUUCAUAUGGUGAGGUGUACCAUGCAGAUUGGAAUGGCACUGAAGUUGCUGUAAAGAAAUUUUUAGAUCAAGAUUUAUCUGGAGAUGCAUUGGUUCAGUUCAAAUGUGAAGCUGAAAUCAUGUUAAGAUUAAGACAUCCUAAUGUUGUUCUGUUCAUGGGAGCAGUUACUCGGCCCCCACACCUGUCAAUACUGACAGAAUUCUUGCCCAGAGGGAGUCUAUAUAGGUUACUGCAUCGUCCUAAUCCACAAAUUGAUGAAAAGAGGCGAAUGCGGAUGGCUCUUGAUGUGGCCAAGGGAAUGAAUUACUUGCACACAAGCCAUCCUCCCAUCGUGCAUCGGGAUUUAAAGUCUCCAAAUCUCCUUGUUGACAAAAAUUGGGUUGUUAAGGUCUGCGAUUUUGGAUUGUCGCGCUUGAAGCACCAUACUUUCCUGUCUUCAAAGUCUACUGCUGGAACGCCUGAAUGGAUGGCACCAGAAGUCCUAAGGAAUGAACCAGCAAAUGAGAAAUGUGAUGUAUACAGUUUUGGUAUGAUCUUAUGGGAGUUGGCCACCUGUCAAAUCCCUUGGAAAGGCUUGAACCCGAUGCAGGUUGUGGGAGCUGUGGGAUUCCAGAAUAAACGGCUUGAGAUUCCAGAGGACGUUGAUCCAGCAAUUGCUGAGAUAAUAAAUGAUUGUUGGCAAAGGGAGCCAGACUUGCGGCCCUCUUUUUCACAACUUAUAUCACAGCUACGUCACAUUCAACGUUUACGUGUUGAAAGAUCAUAGCAUACAAAUCAAACAACAGAGUGACCGGAUCAGUGCUACUGCAGUUUAAGUUGGUUCUCUGCUCGAAGAGCUGGAGCAACCACAUAAGUCUCUUUUCUAUUUGAUGCAAAGUAAGAGAAUUACUGGACGGCGAUGUGUUGGUUCAAUCAAAGUGGGGACUAAGCACAAGACCGUCAGUUCAGCAGAGCGGAAAUCCUCAUUAUAAAACUGCACAAGUGCAGUGGAGGAUAUCAUUGGAAAGUUGCUUUUAGUAGCAUAAAUAAUUAGUAUCAUUAAUCUUACUUGUAAGAAAUCCUAAAAAAAGGAAAGUGAAAAAGAAAAAGAAAAAGAAAGAGAAAGAGAAAAUAAUUUUUCAAUUUAAUUUUCUUCUUCUGUGGAGGUCUUGUUUGGGUAAGCAAUCCCAACUCCGGAAUUGUAUACAUGUGAUCCCUGCAGGUCAUUGUGGAAAAGUAAAAAAAGAGAAGAAAAAAGAAACCAAAAAAAAAAAAAAAAAACAAGUGAAGAAUUAUCUUGAUAAAGUGUUUAUAUUUAUCUGAUAUUUUGCUUCUUUUCUUUUGGCAGAUUUUUGCAUUUGUUCUGAAAUCUUGUAAUAAUUAACUGUGAAUUCCAGUGUGGAUUAUUGUA